GCCAAAUCGGGUAUAGUUACGGUUUGGAGUGGCGAUCCAGCCAGCAGAAACAGAAAAAUCCCCCACUAUAUAAGAGCCGAAAUUGACAACACCAUCUGACAACAUCAUCACUACAACCCCCAACGUUUUCUCUCCAGCAAUCCGAGUACAUAUCAUUACAUAUAAAAUCCGGGAAAUCGUUACACUUUCAGUCAGGAACAGUUUAACAACAGUUCAAUAUGCCGAAGAAUAAGGGAAAGGGUGGUAAAAACCGACGCCGUGGAAAGAACGAGAAUGACAACGAGAAGCGAGAACUGACCUUCAAAGAGGAAGGACAAGAAUAUGCUCAGGUCGUCAAGAUGUUGGGUAACGGACGACUGGAAGCCCUCUGCUUCGAUGGCGAAAAACGACUCGCUCAUAUCCGUGGCAAACUCCGCAAGAAGGUCUGGAUUAACCAAGGAGACAUCAUUCUGCUAUCUCUACGAGAUUACCAAGACGAGAAGGGUGACGUUAUUCUCAAAUACAAUGCCGAUGAGGCUCGAAGUCUAAAAGCCUACGGCGAGUUGCCUGAGAGUGCGAAGAUUAACGAGACUGAUACCUAUGGCCAUGAGGAUAUUGACGACAACGUCGAGUUCGACGAAGACCGUGAUGGCAGCGAAGACGACAAGGACAUCGAUGUUGAUGAGAUCUAAUCUCUCCCAAAAAAUCUACCCUGAUCCGACGAGGCCGCGUUCCCUCUCUAUGCAUGUGUCUGGCUUCAACAGUCCCAAGGUGGACGGUUCUCUAUCCUUUGACGUUGCAGACAGCUCCUGUUGGAAACACUCCCGCUGCACUAUAGCCACUGUUACGUUGUAGGCAAACAUUCAGCGCCCCCCCAGCGCUCCUCAUCUCCAGGGAUAGAAAUCGGGCAUCUUCGGCUGAAGAAUUUCCGGUCAGAUAUUGCUAUCGACUAUCUUAAGAAUCCAUAUACCUAUAAAGCAAGGUUCGAGCCGAUCAUCGGACGGGACACCAGACAGGGCGAGUAUGGGCACUAUCAACCACAAGUCAGUCCAAUUGUUUUAUUCGCGGAUUAUUCUUUUUCCGAACUUCUCCCGCCUUACUCUUCCUCUUUAACGCGGCUUACGAUUGGACCGGCUUCAUUUUAAAUUAAUUUCACCCUCAUGGUUAUGAAAGACUUUUGCUUUUACUUACUGGCAUGCCUCCGUUAUUGCGUUUUUGCUUCUGUUUUUCUUCUGUUUUCCGUUUCUGCUUUUUGCACUUCUUGCCCUACUUUUUUUCCGUUGUGGUGGCUCUUGCGACAUUCCCAAUUUGGCAGUUUGAAAGCAUAGAUAAACCGAAAGCAAAAAUGAAGUAAUGAAAGACAAAAUUUAGGGUCGGCUAGAAAGGCGUAAAUGAAUUUUUUUCCUAAUCCGUAGGUUCAUGAUAUAGUAUUGAUAUGGGCUAUAUUUGGAAGCGGCCCAUCGCCAACCUUAUACAAUUCCAAACGAAGACAUGAUACGAUCUGUAGUGCACUUUAACUAAACCUAAGUGACUUCUACCUCGGCAUUAUAGCUAGUCGUAUGUGGGAAAGCAAGAAAUCGCCCACGCACCUAAUCAGCACUCUCCUCAUCAAAAACGUUUCUCCGAAAGAACCGCAAAACCUGCCUCCCAACCUCCUUCCCAACCAGCGGCUCCAACUCCUCCAUCUCCAUAUUCGCAAUUUGCUGUAAAUUCUCCGUCUCCAAAAUCAACCGCUCCGCUAGCUUCGGCGUCACCCCGGGAACAGCCUGUAACAUAUCCUGCGGUAGCUGGUUGAAGGCCCGAUGCUCAAUCCCCGCGGCUGACAUGAUACUGUUACCCGUACCUGCUGCGGUGGCAGCCGCGGCGGCAGCUGUAGAGGACGUGAUAUCAAAGUCUAGCCCGAUUUGCACGGCGCGAAUGGGGUCUGGUUCUGCAUUGUUCUUCUUCAGCUCGGCGAAUAUCUCUGCUGUUUGAAACGGGGCGGAGGACCAGAUGAUUUUCAGCCGUGGGAAGGCGAGCGUGAGUAGUGUGAGGAGGUGCUGGAUGGACUUUGGAUUUGUGGGGUUUAUCAGGUUGCUGGAUAGGCUUUCUGAGCUUGGCGUGCUUGUGGCGGAGGUGAAUGCGUCAAAAGUGAAUGAUUUGUUCUGGUCAAAUUCGAUUAGCAGUACUGGGGUUUUGUAGUGCUGGAGCAUUGUCUCGGCCUGAUUGUACAGGCGGCCGUUUUUCAGGGAGCUGAGCAAAUCACGGAUCGAUUUGCGCUCGACACAAAUCUCCGGGGUCAAGAUGUAGUCGCCAACUGUUAGUUGGCAGGGAACUACGACCAUGCUUCGUCCGUGGAGGAGGGAUGGGAGCGCGCUGCGAAAUUCACGCACAUCCACUACGACGGUGGGUGGGGCUGCUGUUGCGGCCAGUCGGCCUCCACCAGCGAUGCGGGUAUUGACUGUUCGAAGAAAUUGCUCUUGGGGAUCUUCGGCGCUUUUGUCGUGGUUUAUUGUUAGGGACAUGGACUGCGCAAGAACUUUGCAUUUAGUUCACUUAGAAAUAUUAUCAUGUAGAGCGCAAGGUGCAUACAUACCCCCUUUUCUUUGAUCAGUUUUGUGAACGCGUCCUUUUCCUUUCGGACAGCACUUAGAUAUCGCUGUUCCUCGACCGAACCUCCAUAAUAUAGAAAGUAAACCCUGACUUCCCGGUUCGUGUGAGAGCUUCGAUAGACUUCUACUCUGCGAAUGAAGGCUGCGUCCGGUUCGUACAUGAUUAUGUACCGUGGUUUGACUUCUUCAAGAACAUGGUCAUCCAUAUCGCCGUCGUAAGGGUAUACCAUCAAGAGAUCGUUCAUGUCAUAGAGUUGGUAGUAGUCUUCCAUAUCUUCAAGAUCGUCAUCCACGAUGCCAACCUGGAUGGUUUCUUCUUCCG
Messenger RNA from Blastomyces dermatitidis ER-3, 2892 nucleotides. RefSeq names its product translation initiation factor 1A. Lineage: Eukaryota; Fungi; Ascomycota; Eurotiomycetes; Onygenales; Ajellomycetaceae. Gene Ontology annotation, cellular component: cytoplasm. Gene Ontology annotation, biological process: translational initiation. Gene Ontology annotation, molecular function: translation initiation factor activity; RNA binding. The transcript is spliced from 3 exons. The coding region runs from base 219 to 671 and encodes 150 amino acids. The record is from RefSeq and is a predicted model, not a curated record.